AUGAUUCAAAAGAGCGUUCUUCUCACAUGCAGCGCCCAGAUUCUCUCCAUCUCCAAGGCGCUUCCGCUGCAGAUCCAUCCAGACUUGAAACUCGCCGAGAAACUCCACAAGCAAGACCCCAAAAAGUUCGGUGAUACAAAUCACAAGCCCGAGAUUGCCGUGGCUCUCUCCAACUUUGAGCUCUUUGCAGGCUGGAAACCGCUGCAAGAUAUCCAGGCUCUUCUCAAGCUGAAGCCCUUGGAGCAAUUUGUUCCCCAAACCAGCAACUUUGACGACGAAACCCUCCGACAAGUGUGCAUCAAUCUUCUCAGCACCGCGCCAGAUAAUGUCGAACGGACCAUCAAGGAGCUCCAAAGUUUACCGGAAUCUCAAUUCGGCACCGAGACCCAUAUCCCUGGUCUCUUGGAUCGCCUGAGCAAGCAAUACUCCGCCAGUGAUAAUGGUAAUCUGGUCGCCACUUUGCUGAUGAAUUAUCUCACCCUGGGCCCGGGGGAUUCUGUCUACGUGCCUGCGGACAGUAUUCACGCCUAUCUUUCAGGUGAUAUUGUGGAAUGCAUGGCCCGAUCAGAUAAUGUGAUCAACACCGGAUUCUGCCCCGUGGCGGAGCGCGAUAGCGUCGAGCUCUUCGGUCGAGCCCUGACAUUUGUCCCGCAUGACGCGCAGAGCGCGCUUUUGCCUCGCAAGAAGAGUGACAAGGGUCUGCAGGGCCGGACCGAGGUGUAUGCACCACCCAUUAGUGAAUUUUCCGUGCUGGUCACGACGCUGGGCGCUGGUCAGACGGAGACGCAUCAGGCGAUCUUGGGCCCGAGCUUGAUGGUGGUCACGAAAGGAUGUGGGUCCAUGAAGAUUCCUGGAGAUCAAACGGUGGAGUUGAAGGAAGGCUUUGUGUUCUUUGUCGGUCAGGGUGUGGCGCUGGAUCUGAAGACCGAGAAAGGCAUGGCGGUUUAUCGCGCGUACGCAGAGUAG
This is a messenger RNA of Penicillium oxalicum, 966 nucleotides long. RefSeq names its product class I mannose-6-phosphate isomerase. The coding region runs from base 1 to 966 and encodes 321 amino acids. Gene Ontology annotation, biological process: carbohydrate metabolic process; GDP-mannose biosynthetic process. Gene Ontology annotation, cellular component: cytosol. NCBI's taxonomy places the organism in Eukaryota, Fungi, Ascomycota, Eurotiomycetes, Eurotiales, Aspergillaceae. Gene Ontology annotation, molecular function: mannose-6-phosphate isomerase activity; zinc ion binding. The record is from RefSeq and is a predicted model, not a curated record. The transcript has a single exon.